This is a messenger RNA of Pelodiscus sinensis (Chinese soft-shelled turtle), 3448 nucleotides long. Lineage: Eukaryota; Metazoa; Chordata; Testudines; Trionychidae. The record is from RefSeq and is a predicted model, not a curated record.
CGCUUGGGAGAUGGAACCAGCCCUCCCUGCUCUGGAGAUGGUACAACCCGGAUCGAGGUUUCCCCGCUCGGCGUGCGCUGCUGGAAGUGUCCGAUCCGUCCCGCUGCCCCAGAGGCGAUGCUGCGGAGAGCGCUGCUGGGCUGCCCCCGCCCUGGGCUGCGAUGGCAACACCGGUCCGCAGUAGAGGUGACCAACGAGCCCAUUCUGGAGUUCAAGCAGGGCAGCCCGGAACGAGCGGCCCUUCAGAAGGCGCUAGCCGACCUGAAGGGCAAGACGGAGGCCAUCCCGUGCGUGGUGGGGGGAGAAGAGGUGUGGACGUCUGACGUCAGGUACCAGCUGUCGCCCUUCAAUCACUCGCACAAGGUGGCCAAGUACUGCUACGCGGACAAGGACUUGCUUAACAAAGCAAUCGAUGCCGCCUUGGCGGUGCGGAAGGAGUGGGACCUGAAGCCCGUCCAGGACCGGGCGCAGAUCUUCUUCAAGGCGGCCGACAUGCUGAGCGGGCCGAGGCGAGCGGAAGUGUUGGCCAAAACCAUGAUUGGGCAGGGCAAAACAGUCAUCCAGGCGGAAAUUGACGCAGCGGCGGAGCUGAUAGAUUUCUUCCGAUUCAACGCUAAGUACGCCCUGGAGCUGGAGACCUCUCAGCCCAUCAGCGUGCCCAGCAGCACCAACAGCAUGGUCUACCGAGGGCUGGAGGGCUUUGUGGCAGCGGUUUCACCCUUCAACUUCACUGCGAUUGGUGGGAACCUGGCAGGGACUCCGGCGUUGAUGGGAAACGUGGUCCUGUGGAAGCCCAGUGACACCGCCGUGCUGUCCAGCUUCGCCGUGUACAGGAUCCUCCUGGAAGCCGGCCUCCCUCCCAACGUCAUUCAGUUCGUCCCGGCUGACGGGCCUGUCUUCGGAGACACGGUCAUGCGCUCCGAGCACUUCUGCGGGCUCAACUUCACGGGCAGCGUGCCAACCUUCAAGCGCCUUUGGAAGCAGGCGUCGGAGAACGUGGACCGGUACCGCACCUUCCCGCGCCUGGCUGGAGAGUGCGGCGGGAAGAACUUCCACUUCGUGCACAGCUCGGCCGACGUGCCCAGUGUGGUGAGCGGGACCCUGCGCUCGGCCUUCGAGUACGGGGGCCAGAAAUGCUCGGCCUGCUCCCGCCUCUACGCCCCCGACGUGCUGUGGCCCCAGAUCAAAGCGAAACUGCUGGAGGAGCACGGGAAGAUCAAAGUGGGAGACCCGGCUCAGGAUUUCGGCACCUUUUUCUCAGCGGUGAUCGAUGACAAGUCUUUUGCCCGCAUUAAGAAGUGGAUCCAGCAUGCCAAGGCGUCGCCCAACCUCAGCAUCCUGGCAGGGGGGACGUGCGAUGACGCCGUGGGGUAUUUCGUCCAGCCAUGUAUCGUGGAGAGCAAAGACCCGAAGGACCCCAUCAUGGAGGAGGAAAUCUUUGGCCCCGUCCUGACUGUGUACGUCUAUCCCGAAAAGCAGUACAAGGAAAUCCUGCAGCUCAUAGACACCACCUCCCCCUACGGCCUCACAGGGGCAGUGUUUGCCCAGGAGAAGAGCGUCAUCCAAGAAGCCAGGGACAUUCUGAGGAACGCCGCCGGCAACUUCUACAUUAACGAUAAAUCGACCGGCGCGGUCGUGGCCCAGCAGCCGUUUGGCGGCUCCCGUGCCUCAGGAACCAACGACAAACCCGGCAGUCCCCACUACCUCCUGCGCUGGACGUCUCCCCAGGCCAUCAAGGAGACCCACGUGCCCCUCGGAGACUGGAAGUAUGCCUACAUGCAGUGAUCACAGCUCAGUGCCUUGCAUGCCGGGAGAACACCGCCUUGCUGCUGCCUCCAAACGCAGAGCAGCGCGGCCUGUCUCCUGUCGAGAGCACGGCAGCUGAGUAGUUAGAGCCUUUCAAAGAAACAUUUAACAGACUGUUACCCAGCAACAGGAGCUGGCCUUGUGAUUUCUCCGUCCUGACGUAGAGGGUUAGUCCAGGGCAGGGUUCUGCUGUAAGCGGUGGUGUGGUCACAGUCCUGUGGCAGGAGGAGGCUGCGCGCCAAGGAAGUCAGGGACUUCUAGAACAGGAAUGCAGCAGCAAGAACUGUAGGCCUGAGGGGCGGUAGAGGAGAAACGUUUGGGAAAGAAUGAAAAUCACUGGGGUUCCUCCUGAUCCGUGCUAAACAAAUCCACCCCGCUUGCCUGCCAAGUCCCAUCAAACCGUAGAGGGAUGUGCCUUUGGAGAUGUUCUCGUCCAUUUCUUUUCCUGCAUUGGUCCAUGCAUAGUUGUGUUUUUCCUCCAGCUGCAGCUAUGAAGCAAAUCUGCCACUGGAGAGGGAACACAAAGGGCUGGGCCACAUGAAUACUUAUUUUGCCAUAAGCUGCAGUGUAAACCUACCCCAUGCAAGCCUGCUGGGCACAAAGUGUCUUGCUGCUGCCUGCUAGUAAUUCCCUCCUGUGCUUUAAUCUUCCCCAAGUGGGGCAGAUCUAAGCUCACUAGGGAACUUGUGCAUGGUAGAUUUGCAUCCCGGUUAAGUGUUCGUGUGGAUGGACCGUAUGCUCUACCACCAGACACGAGUGCUCAUACAAGGUAUCACCUACUUCUGCAAGGGGAGUUGGGAGGGAAGAUGCAUUUGGGGAAGUAAUGCGUGAAAACAGAGCUUCUGAGCUGAGACUUGGCAGAGCCCUUGUCUUCAAACUUGGCCCAUCCUUUUCUAAGUGCAGGCUGGAACACCCAGGCCCCUCGCCACCAUAACUGGGACAGAUCUUGCUUUUUCCCACCCGAGCAGAGUUUCCUGAAAUAAUUUAAGCGCGAGAUAGGAAUUGUACUGGAGCAGAUAAUGGCAUUAGCAGGAUGGGCUUACUUUCAGAGCUGUAUUCUUUCCCAAACACUUGUUUUCUGUUAACGCCUGGGCCACGUUACAAAUCGUGCUUGUUAAGCUCGGUGUUUAGAUUGCUUGUUGGUUAAGAAUUCCUGUGCCAUGCGGCGGGGGGAGGGGAAAUGCACAUGAAUGCUGCCUUGAAUUGAUCCAGAGAGUUAUGUGGUUGGACUCUAGCUGCACAUUUUCCCAGAGUUCCUUGGGGUGCAGAUCAGAGGCUUUGGUUUGGCUGGCUGAGGUUCUAGUUUGAAUAGCGGUGUGAUGGUAGCUCUGCUUUGCAUAUAGCACUGAGGGGAUGCUGUUACUGUGCAUUCUUCGUGGCUAUGCUGCUAAACCCUCUGGUUUCCAAACGUAUUCAGCGCUAGCCACAUGUUUCACAUUAGUGCAGCCACUAACUGUGUAAAACCAAGGCAACGGCAAGGGUUAGCCAUACAGAUACUACUUUGCAACUGCCUCAUUAAGCCUUUUAGGUCGGGGAUUCACUAGCAAAGUGGCAGCUGGCUAGUUGGACAGGCUCCUCCCUCCCUUGUGUGGCUACCUGAAUGGAUCCAGAGAGCAUCCCCUCUUCCCUGGAGCAGCAGGUG